This is a messenger RNA of Momordica charantia (bitter melon), 880 nucleotides long. RefSeq names its product 50S ribosomal protein L34. The record is from RefSeq and is a predicted model, not a curated record. Lineage: Eukaryota; Viridiplantae; Streptophyta; Magnoliopsida; Cucurbitales; Cucurbitaceae.
AUAAAAUUUGUUCCAACCUUCGGAAGCCGCUCCCGAGUCCGGACAUGGAUCUGUAGCUUUUUGACGCAUUUAGCAACGCAGAUGACAGGCUCCAUAGUUGUAAAUGUGCCAUUUCCUUGGGCAAUUGAACUCAGGUUUCGUUCUUACCUUCAUUCCAAUAAGAAUCGAUCAUCAUCAUCUGCGCAUUUUCUCUGCUCUCUCACACGGCCUCCAAUUUCUCGCCUUAUCAAAGCUACUGCUGCGUCGUCCAUGGAGGUUGAGGAAGGUGGAAGAUCUGCAGCUGUUGGCAGCACAGCUUCGCCCAUGAAGCUCUUGUUCGUCGAGAUGGGUGUCGGAUACGAUCAACAUGGCCAAGAUGUCACGGCAGCUGCUAUGCGGGCCUGCAGGGAUGCCAUAUCUUCCAAUUCGAUUCCAGCAUUCCGUAGAGGUUCCAUUCCUGGAGUCACAUUUGAUCAGAUGAAACUUCAGAUCAAACUUGGAGUACCACAGACACUUCAACAAUCCUUGGAUAUUGAAAAAGUCAAGUCUGUCUUCCCAUAUGGAAAGAUUCUGAAUGUUGAGGUCGUUGAUGGUGGCUUAAUAUGCUCCAGCGGUGUGCACGUGGAAGAAAUGGGAGACAAAAAUGAUGACUGUUAUAUAGUAAAUGCUGCUGUAUAUGUUGGCUAUUAAUUUUUGUGCCUCAUAUUCCUCUUCCGGAGAUCUUAACUCUUAAGGGUUAUUCACCCCUCCCCACAAACCACUGAACAGUGUAUGCAUGCUCGAGGAGCUUAGUCAUCUAUGAUUGUGAUUAUACUGUAAGCUAAGCUUGAUGAAUACUUCGACAUUUCAGUUUCCUUGGAGAUAUUGAGAGAACCACAGGGUUAUUUCCUGUAUUGAUUAA